AUGCUGCUAAAGUGAACUCAUUCUCUGUAAAACUGUCUGAAAGUAAACAAGUUCUUUGUUUUAAUUUGAGUCGUCAGUAGGGGUGUAACGAUAUUUCGCAGUACGAUAUUUCGCGAUGCAAAAAUGUUACGAUAUGUAUCGUAAAAUGGUGGCGAUACUUAAACGAUAUGACGGCAGUCUAAUCCUAUUGGUUGAGCUGCUGAUGUGACUUACUCUGCAACAGCGCCAUGUGUGGUUUCCUCAAAGUUGAAGAACUCGCUCAAGCUGAACAUUAGUUGAGAAACAUGAGUUCGGUUGAAACUGAAAUUGAAGAUGCCCCAUCUUCUUAUAAAUCCGAAGUCUGGCAGCAUUUUGGCUUUCCAGUCACGCGACAGGACGACGGUAAAAAAAUUACAGACAAAACACAAACUGUUUGUAAACACUGUAAAACAAGACUGCCAUACACAACGUCAAACACUUCGAAUAUGAUGUGCCAUUUAAAACGGCAUCACAACAACAAACUUCUGCAAACUCCUUCGACAAAAAGAGUAAAAGAAGGCCAAACAUCUAUACAACGCAGUUUUGCUGCAACAUGGUCUCAGUCAAGUGCGAAAGCUCAAGAAAUAACUAGGUGCAUCGGAGUUUUUAUUGCAAAAGACAUGAGACCAUUUUCCGUUGUCGACAAUGUUGGAUUUCGUGAAUUGGUCAGGGUACUGGAGCCCAGGUAUCAUAUUCCGUCACGCCCGCACUUCAGUCAAGAGAUAGUUCCAGCCCUGUACUGCGAAGCUAAAGCAAAGGUGGUCGACGGUCUGAAAAAAGCUGAGAAUGUGGCAAUAACAACGGACGGGUGGACUUCGCGGGCUUGUCAGAGCUAUAUUACAGUCACUGCGCAUGUUAUUACAGCGGAGUGGGAAAUAAAAAGUUUUGUGCUUCAGACUCGCCCACUUUUUGAGUCACACACUGGAGCUAACAUAGCCGGAGUUUUAAAAGUGGCUAUACAAGAGUGGGGGCUUGAAAAGGCUCCUCAUAGUACUGCUGUUGUUACUGACAACGCACGCAACAUGGAGGUGGCAGUGAGAGAAGCCGGGUUGUCACCGCAUAUUAAGUGUUUCGCGCACACACUGAAUCUCGCGUCGCAAGCAGGUUUAAAUGUUUCUCGCGUGAGUCGCCUGCUUGGUCGCGUGAGAAAAGUCGUGGCUUUCUUUCACCGCAGUGCCACAGCAACAGCUGUGCUCGCUGAAAAGCAAAAGAUGCUUGAGAUUGCAUCACAUAAGCUUAUCAUGGAUGUUGUAACACGUUGGAACAGCUCCAUGGAUAUGCUGGAACGCUAUCUCGAGCAACAAGCGGCUAUAACUGCAUCUCUCUUGAGCACAGAGGUGCGCAAAAAUGCCCGUCAACUUGAUACUCUGGAUAGCAACGACAUCACUGAUGCAGAAGAAAUAGUAACCCUUCUCAAACCUUUAAAAAAAGCCACCAGUGUUCUGUCUGAUGAAAAGAGCGCCACCCUGUCACUCAUUGUGCCCUUGAAAUCCAUGAUCGAGCAGAGCAUGACACUGGAUGAGAAGGACUCCACAACUAUAGCUAACAUGAAAGCAGCCAUCCUGCAAAACCUCUCAGGCAGAUACUCAGAAGUACACGAUUAUCUGCUAGAGAGCACUGCACUAGACCCCAGAUUUCGAUCGUUGCCCCAUCUGCUCCCUGAACAACGUGAAGAGGUUUUCCACAGGUUGAUGGACAAAUCAAACCAGUUACAGCAGGCUGGCACUGUGGAGCAAGCAGAUAAGAGGGAGGGAGGUGCCAGUGAUGGAGAUCCCACUGAUGCAGCAGAGAAGAGAGAGAUAACACAGAGAGUUGAGCAAGAGCAGCCACCACCUAGCAAAAAGGCAGCACUGGAAGAUCUCCAUGGUGCAACAUUUGCUAAACCAACAGUCUCUCAGUCUAGAUGUAGGAUAGAAGUAGAGAUUGAAAUGUACAAAAAAGACACUUCUAUUCCCCUCACUAGCUGUCCACUGAAAUGGUGGAAAGAAAAUGCUCAAGCGUACACUGUAAAAUUUUUUGCCGUUAAAUAACAGUAAUUUUCUGGCAGCAGGGGUGCCAGUAAAGUACUGUUAAUUUACAGCUCUUAACCAUUAAUUUACCACUCUUAUUUUUUAACAGUAUUUUACCGUAAAUUCUACCAUGGAAAUUAACUCCACUCCCACUGCUUCAAACAGUUCGAGUUUUUAAUCUAGCAUUCCUACGAUGUUAGUACUAUGAACUUAUUUCAUUUGAGUCCACUGAGAAGGAAUAUUUCUUACACUUAAUGUGCAGUAAUAAAGUAACUAAAUACAUGACUUUUACUCAAAUCACUGCAGCUCAUUGUCAGCUGUAUUACACAUGUAUGUGCUGAAGUACUUAACACAGAGAUCACCACUGUAUCAGCGACUCCACAUUUACUGCCUUUAUAUAAAGCAGCAGAAAAUCAGAAUUUGUGGCUCAUCAUUGACUGAAGCACCGGCUCUACUCUCCAGCACAAUGGUGAACAACAAAACCAUUAAACUAAACGAUCUCUCUUGUGCAAACACACAUUAAUACAGUCAAGUUCAGUAUUUACUCUCAUUAUCAGUGUAUGACUUUGCCUAAUUUUUUUUCUAUGGAUGUUCACAAAUAUUUUAGUUAAAUUAACUUAUUUUUCAUUUGGUAAAUCUGACGUUUACAUUUUACAGUAUAUUACUGUUUUUCCUUGACUUGACGGCAAAAAACUGUAGAAAACCCCCUUUUUUUUGCUGGCAACCAUUAAUUUACGGCAAGAAACAGUAGAAAAACAGUUAUUUACUGGCAGCAGGGGUGCCAGUAAAUAACUGUUUUUCUACAAUUUGUUUCCUGUAAAUUAAUUACAGUUUAUUACUGUUAAAUUAUGUUUCAUUCUGUUUUUUCUUCAUCUUAAAUCUUUAACCCUUUAAACCCCACAAGAAAAUCCUCAGUUUUAAAUGAACACUUAUAAUGUGUGCACACUACAGAGUGUUAGAGUAACACUGAAUCAGUGAAGUUAAUGAGAUAAUUCGGUGAUUAAUUGAUGAUUGAGCAUUAGUGAUAAACACCUGCAGAAUCACUGAAGGAAAGAGAAACACAAGAACUACAAAUGACUUCAGCCACAGGCUUAGAUGAAAUCAACUGAAUAAAAGAAUACAUCAAAUCUCUCAAGAUCUGAUUAAACAACUUCUAAAACAGCUUCACCAGAUUCACAUUACUAACCAGACUGACUUUAUUUCUGUCAGAUGUCUACAGAAGAACUUAUGGAGAGUUAAAUAGGUUUAGGUGUUUUUUUCACUACCAUGAUGGAGAUCAGUGUUUACUUUAGUUGGGCUCUUGAACGUGACUUUUCAACAACUAAGGUUUUUUUUUUUUUUCAUGCUGUAACAAUGCGCCUUUGGAACCUGUUAUAGCAAAACAAAAGUACACAGAAGAAAAUAAAUCUGAUAUUGUUGUCUGUAGAUUGACAAGAACAAAUACUAUUAAUUCUGAUCUAAUCCCAUAUCUCUUCUCUUAUUGAAUAUUGAUACUACAGCAUGAGAAGGAACACUGCUGAGCCAUAAGUUAUGAAAGACUGUUAAGAAAAUGUCACUCAUAAUAAAUAAAAAAAACCUUUGCUGAAAUUUAGACAGAAAUAUCAAGAAUCAGCGUAUGAAUCACAACAAUGGUGACAAUCCACAAAAUAAAUGAACAGAUCAGUUCUGAACAUCACAACACAUGCUACUAAAACUUAAAACAAAUGCAAAAUUAUAAGCACAUAAGAAUUCAAGAAAAUAAGUGAACAAUUCAGGGGCAUCAUUUAUUCAUGCCGCAAUGCAUGCUGGGAAUCAUGGAUGAGUUUUAUCCUGUGCUGGUACCCAGCAUGCAUUGCAUCAUGAACCUUUUGAUUGUCACCAUUGUUGAGAUUCAUAUGCUGAUUGUUGAUUUCUCUCUUUGAGUGUUGUGGGGACUGCUGCCCGAAAUACUUUUUAACUAAAACUAGUCGUUAGAUCCAUAAAUACUGGUUAUCUCACUACUUUUCAAUCUUACUAAAUUGAAGUGUCAUUGACUCAAAUAUUUCAACACCAAAUUAAUAUUUGAUUAUUAUAGCAACACUUUAAGUCAGUCUAGUAGAUCAUGCCUGUUAGAAACAACCAUAAUCACUUGACUAUCAAAAUUAAUACUGCUGUAACAGAUGCAUCAUAAAGAUACAAAUACAGCAAUAAAACAAAAUGUAAAGUGUAAAAGUCAAUGGUCAGGAGCCCAACUAAAGCAAACACUGAUCUCCACAAUGGUGAUGCUAAACGAAACAGUAACAUUAUCAUCUAAAUCUCUUUAAUUCUCAGUAAGAUCUUUUGAUCUCUGUUCUCUGAUCUGACAGAAAUAAAGUCAGUCUGGUUAGUAAUGUGUUAAGUUGGUGAAGCUGUUUGUUGAUCGUUUAAAUCUUCAGUUGAUUUCAUCUAAGGCUGUGGCUGAAGUCAGUUGUAUUUCAUGUGUUUGUCUUGUUAUGUUUUUUUCUUCUUCAGUGAUUCUACUCAUUAACAGCAGCUGUUGAUCAUUGUCUGAAUUCACUCAUUAGUGUUCAUUCUCUCUGUCAGGUGGACUAUAUUAGUAAACUCAUGUAGGGAAUAGUGAAUGAGGGUGUAGGGUGUGAUUUGAAACACAGCCGCUGAGUGUCGACUUUGAACGUUGUUAAUUUACGAUAUAUAGCAGCAGGCUACUUCUCGAAAACGAUGAAUAUUACCCAGAAUGCACUGUUUAAAUGAAAAACAGUAUUUUACUGUCGAAAUUUGGCCAUUUUUUUACAGCGAUUUUUAACAGUGUACCCACUUCUUUCCUCUCUUUCCAAGGCUUACCUAACAGUUCCAGCAACUUCUGUUCCCAGUGAACGUGUUUUUUCUACAGCAGGGGAUAUUGUGUAUGCUCAAAGAUCCCAGCUUCUGCCAGAAAAUGUAGAUAUGUUGGUUUUUCUGCAAAAAAACCUGUAGGUAAACUAAACAAACCUAGUGUCUAUGUUUGAACUUAUUUGAACAGAAAACCUUUGAACCUUUUUUUUUAUACUGCUUUCAGAAGUUCUGUCUUAGGUUUCUUAAUUCUAAGUUCAUGUUAAAUAAAAAAAAUUAAACAAAUCAGUGACAGUCAGACCUAUUCAGUUGGUAAUUUGAGUACAGAAAGGUUUUUAUUAAACCUUGAAAUUUGAUAUUUUAUGUACAACACAGAAAGUUGUUGAAAUUUGUUUGUUUUUGAAAUAAAUCUGUUAUUUAAAUUUCAGUUUCAUUUUUUUAAAUGUUGUUCAAAAUAUCGUGAUAUGCAUCGUAUCGUGAACCCAGUAUCGAGAUACAUACCGUAUCGUGACCCAAGCAUAUCGUUACACCCCUAGUCGUCAGAGUUCAUUAUUGCUUGUUAAGUGAAGAAGACACGACAUGGUUUCUGCGCUGAUGACACCUAAUUUAUUUACUUUAUAUCUUCAAGACUUAAAUCCUCGUAUGCACAUUAUUGCUGUUACUGUUUUUGGGUGCGUUGUUGCAAAACUUAAUUGUAAACAUUUCAUGAUUAUGAGGUUUUUAACUGACUGAAGUUAUGAUUACUGACAUUAUAUAUUUGAAUGUUUGAUAGACGUCAUUACAUUACAUCAUCACCAAUGACAUCAUUAUGUAGAGCGUAAAAGAACCGGUGAACCGUUUUUUUUCAACCAGUUUUUUAAUCGAACCGUCCGAAAGAACCGGUUCGCGGAAAAGAAUCGAAUUUCGGAUCACUACAUCAAAGCAUAGACAGUAAAAGAAAUGGACACUGCGACCCCAUUGGAUUCAACGGAGAAAAAUGAAGUCAAUUAGAAGCACUUACUUGCUGUGGGUGGAGCGUACUGAGCAGACUCAAAAUGAGCUUGAUGACGUAGAUGUCACGUGAGCAACCUGUAAGUCUUCUAAUCGCUGUGCCAAGAGAAAUCUGAAUCACCCACCGAAUCUUCCAGAGAAGGCGAGUGUGAACAGGAGCAAGUUUUGGUUGAUUAAUUAUCUCUCUUGACUUUAUGCCUCC
Molecule: messenger RNA, 6006 nt
Organism: Carassius gibelio (silver crucian carp)
Lineage: Eukaryota; Metazoa; Chordata; Actinopteri; Cypriniformes; Cyprinidae
Product: E3 SUMO-protein ligase ZBED1-like
Exons: 2
Coding region: 285-2048 (587 amino acids)
Molecular function (GO): DNA binding
Source: RefSeq, a predicted model, not a curated record